Rasamsonia emersonii CBS 393.64 is the source of this 4344-nucleotide messenger RNA. RefSeq names its product ABC multidrug transporter. NCBI's taxonomy places the organism in Eukaryota, Fungi, Ascomycota, Eurotiomycetes, Eurotiales, Trichocomaceae. Bases 1 to 4344 code for a protein of 1447 amino acids. Gene Ontology annotation, cellular component: membrane. Gene Ontology annotation, molecular function: ABC-type transporter activity; ATP hydrolysis activity; ATP binding. The record is from RefSeq and is a predicted model, not a curated record. The transcript has 4 exons. Gene Ontology annotation, biological process: transmembrane transport.
AUGUCAGAGUCUUCAGCAGCAUCAGAGGAUGCGAGAACGGAGCGGGCAGAGGAGAAACCGGGAGAUAUUGAUCCUAUUUGGUCGGAGCAGGAGCGCCAGCAAUUGACACAUAUUGCUACCCAUCAAUCAAUUCGAUCUGCUCAGCUCAUCGGCAAGGCGACCACCCCUGACCCUUCUCAUCUCGACCCUACCAGCAAGAACUUCGAUCUGUACAAAUGGAUGCUCUUUCAGGUACAGAAAUAUGAAACGGGGAGCCUUCAGCCACGAAAGACGGGCGUCGUCUUCAAGAAUCUUUCGGUCCAUGGCUCAGGAGCCGAAAUUCAGGUCCAGCAAACAGUAUACUCAGUCCUGACAGCCCCUUUCCGCCUGAGAAGUGUGAUAUCCAGCCAGAAGUCUCAUAAGACUAUCUUGCACAAUUUCAAUGGCUAUGUUAAGCGUGGUGAGAUGCUGUUGGUCUUGGGGCGCCCUGGUGCUGGGUGUUCUACGUUUCUCAAGUCGAUAUCGGCCAAUACCACAGGCUUGACGAUCGACCCAUCAUCAGAGAUACACUAUGACGGUAUUCCUCAGAAAACGAUGGUUCGCGAAUUCCGGGGCGAGAUUCUGUACAACCAGGAAGUUGAGAAACAUUUUCCACAUUUAACCGUCGGUCAGACACUCGGGUUUGCAGCUGCAGCACGAGCCCCGCGAAGCCGGGCCCCUGGACAGACACGCGAGGAGUAUAUCGAACAUGUCCGCAACGUCGUGAUGGCCGUGUUUGGGCUCUCCCACACGGUCAACACGAAGGUCGGCUCGGAUUUUGUCAGGGGUGUUAGUGGCGGUGAAAGAAAAAGAGUGUCAAUCGCUGAAAUGGCCCUGGCGGGAUCACCGCUAUGUUGCUGGGAUAAUGCGACACGAGGGUUGGAUUCAGCGUCGGCCCUCGAAUUCGUCAAGGCUUUGCGACUGAGUUCCCAGAUCUUUGAGAGUACUCAUCUGGUAGCUCUUUACCAAGCAUCACAAAACGUUUAUGACCUCUUCCACAAAGUCAUCGUCCUGUACGAAGGCCGCGAAAUAUUCUUCGGCUCGACUCAGCGCGCGAAGCAGUAUUUUGAGGAGAUGGGUUGGCACUGCCCGCCCAGACAGACCACGGCCGAUUUUCUGACUAGUUUGACCAACCCGAGCGAACGACAGACGAAACCCGGUUUUGAGAACUCCGUGCCACGCACUGCGGAAGAGUUCGAAAGAUACUGGCGGGAAAGCGCCGAUUUUAAGCAGCUCCAGAACGAGAUUUAUCAACUGGAACACGAUCUGCAGAAGAGCGGUCAUACGGCAAGUACCUUCAGUGAGAGCCAUCGGCAAAGGCAGGCUAAGCAUACUCGUCCCCAUUCCCCUUAUGUGAUCAGUAUUCCGAUGCAGGUCAAGCUCUGCACUGUGAGGGCAUAUCAGCGGAUCUGGAAUGACAAGGCGUCCACAUUGACCACAAUCGGCGGCCAAGUCGUCAUGUCCUUGAUCAUCGGAUCGUUGUUUUAUGGAACUCCGUUCGGGACUCAGUCGUUCUUUGCAAAGAGUUCAGCUCUCUUCUUCGCGAUCCUGCUGAACUCCCUGUUGACGGUAUCAGAGAUUAAUGCUCUCUACAGUCAGCGGCCAAUCGUGGAAAAGCAUGCAUCCUACGCGUUCUAUCAUCCCUUUGCUGAAGCAUUGGCGGGAAUCGUAAGCGAUAUCCCUAUAAAACUGGUCUCUGGGAUUAUUUUCAACGUCAUUCUCUAUUUCCUUGCCAGCUUGCGAUAUGAAGCGGGUCCUUUCUUCGUCUUUUUCCUGUUUACGUUCAUGUCCCUUCUCUGCAUGAGCCAGGUAUUCAGGACCAUUGCAGCGGCAACGAAGACGAUCCCCCAAGCUCUGGCCAUGGCGGGGGUUAUCCUCCUUGCUGUUGUGAUUUACACCGGAUUUGUGAUUCCUAAACCCGACAUGCACCCCUGGUUUGGAUGGAUAUUCUGGAUCAAUCCACUCGCGUACGCAUACGAGAGCCUGAUAGUCAACGAGUUUCACGGACGCGACUUUCCCUGUUCAGAUGUCGUCCCUGCCUAUCCGGGUUUCUCGACAGGCUCGAGCAAGAGCUUCAUUUGCGGCGAGAAGGGUGCCGUGGCCGGAGAACUUUUCGUGAAUGGAGACAGAUACUUGGAUGUCAGUUACGGCUAUCGAUACUCUCAUCUGUGGCGCAACUUUGGGAUUCUCUGUGCCUUUAUCGUCUUCUUCAUGGUUCUCUACCUGGUGACCACGGAGCUCAACUCUUCCAGCUCCUCGACGGCAGAGGCUUUGGUUUAUCGCUUUGGCCAUGUUCCGAAGGCCGUGCUGAAGGGAGUGAGGGAGGGUGGCUCGAAGAAGCUUGUGAGGGACGCGGGAGAUACCAAGGAAGGCCAGGAAAUCACCUUGCCGGAGCAAAAGGAUGUCUUCACGUGGCGAAACGUCUGUUACGAUAUCCAAAUCAAGGGCGAGACGAGGCGGCUAUUGGAUGGUGUCAGCGGAUGGGUCAAACCAGGCACGUUGACAGCAUUGAUGGGAGUUUCCGGUGCGGGCAAAACCACACUGCUGAAUGUUCUUGCGCAGAGGGUCUCUGUUGGCGUCAUAACUGGUGAUAUGCUGGUCAAUGGUGCGCCCUUGGAUGCAAGUUUCCAGCGGAAAACGGGCUAUGUGCAGCAGCAGGAUCUUCAUCUCCACACAUCGACUGUUCGGGAGGCUUUGCGUUUCUCGGCGCUGUUGCGGCAGCCGAAGUCUAUUCCUGUCAAGGAAAAAUACGAUUUCGUUGAGGAUGUUAUUCGCAUGCUUAAUAUGGAGGACUUUGCGGAGGCCGUCGUCGGUGUUCCUGGUGAAGGGCUGAAUGUGGAGCAGCGAAAGCUGCUGACUAUCGGUGUCGAACUGGCUGCGAAGCCCGCUCUUCUUCUGUUCCUGGAUGAGCCAACAUCUGGCCUUGACAGCCAGUCCUCCUGGACCAUCGUGUCUUUCCUGCGCAAGCUCGCAGACAACGGUCAGGCAGUCUUGUGCACGAUACACCAGCCAUCGUCUAUGCUUUUCCAACAAUUCGAUCGUUUGUUGUUCCUCGCGAAAGGCGGGCGCACGGUGUACUUCGGCGAUAUCGGUGAGAAUUCCCGAACGCUGUUGGACUACUUUGAAAGACAGGGCGCCCGCAAGUGUGAGGAGCAUGAGAAUCCAGCAGAGUACAUCCUUGAACUUGCCGGUGCGGGAGCCUUUGGUCAGUCAACUCAGGACUGGCCAGCGCUGUGGCGUGAGAGCCCAGAGGCCAAACAAGUGGAAAGUGAACUAGAUCGUCUCCACGAGACGUUGGGAAAUAAAAACGCUCCAAAGCAAACCGAUUCUCAGGAGUCCAAUACGGAGUUCGCGAUGCCCUUCUGGGACCAGCUGAUUGCGGUCAUGAUUCGAGUUUUCCAGCAGUACUGGCGCACACCAAGCUACAUCUGGGGGAAGUUUGUCCUGGGUAUAGCAUCAGCACUCUUCGUGGGUUUCUCUUUCUACAUCCCAGGGACAUCAAUGCAAGGCCUGCAGUCUCUCAUUUUCGCCAUCUUCAUGAUCACGGCCAUUUUUGCCGCCCUGGUUCAGCAGAUCAUGCCGCAGUUCAUUUUCCAGCGAGACCUCUAUGAAGUGCGCGAACGGCCUUCCAAGACAUAUCACUGGGCGGCAUUCAUCAUCGCCAACAUCUUCGUGGAGAUCCCGUUCCAGGUUGUGCUGGGAAUUGUAGUAUUUGCCGCCUUCGCUUACCCGGUGUUUGGCAUCCUCAGCUCCGAGAACCAAGGGGUGAUCCUGCUCUUGCUGAUCCAGUUCUUCGUCUUCGGGUCAACAUUUGCGCAUGCUGUUGUUGCAGCCUUGCCCGACGCCGAGACAGCGGGCCAGAUCGCGACGUUGAUCUUCUACCUGACGCUGAUUUUCAAUGGCGUCAUGCUGCCGCGCGUCGCGCUGCCGGGCUUCUGGAGCUUCAUGUACCGCGUCUCCCCGAUGACGUACAUCGUCAACACCAUCGCCGCAGCGGGCAUCAGCGGCCGGCCCGUCCACUGCUCUCAAAGUGAGCUGAGCGUGUUCCAGCCACCGCCCAAUAUGACCUGCGGACAGUACAUGCAGCCGUACCUGGAAGCGGCCGCAGCGACCGGCGCGGCAGGCAAUCUCAUCAACCCGGAAGCGACGCAGGACUGCGCCUACUGCACGCUCAGCAUGGCGGACCAGUUCCUGGCCGCGCGGGACAUUGAGUACGAUCAGCGAUGGCGCAACUUUGGCUUUGUGUGGGCGUAUAUUUGGUUCAAUGUCGUUUUUGCUGUGGCUAUUUACUAUCUGUUUCGCGUGAGGAGUUGGAGGAAGGAGUAA